Cydia fagiglandana is the source of this 3461-nucleotide messenger RNA. RefSeq names its product LETM1 domain-containing protein 1. Lineage: Eukaryota; Metazoa; Arthropoda; Insecta; Lepidoptera; Tortricidae. Gene Ontology annotation, cellular component: mitochondrial inner membrane. The transcript is spliced from 4 exons. The record is from RefSeq and is a predicted model, not a curated record. Bases 128 to 1198 code for a protein of 356 amino acids. Gene Ontology annotation, molecular function: ribosome binding.
AUACCACCAGUCUUCAAUCUUUAGUUGAAAAGAUUGAACACAAAAAAAAUAAAAAAUAAAAAUUUUCUUGGAAAACACAGUUCGUCAUUAUUUUUUAGUCGUUCCUUUGAAAAUUGUUGUUUUAUAGAUGCCUUUAUAUAGGGUUGUGACGGUUUCUACGCUGGUUGCUCAAUGCCACCGGUCCAGCUCACUUUUGUUGAGUAGAACCCAUCAGUCCCUCAGUUGCAGAUUUAUCACUCUAGAAAAUCCAAAACAUGCCAACCAAUUUAAAAAUGAGAAACUCCGAACAUACAUUGUCCAACGAUACAUCCAAUAUGUCAAAGGUUACACUAAAGUGCUGGAAAACAGGUUCCCGAGAGCCAUGCAAAUGUACAGGGUAUUCAGCGUUGGCAUUAAGGAUUUCCUGAAAGAUUUGAAGACAUAUAUUGGUUUACGAAUAAAAGUGGCCAGAGAGCAGGGCUUCAGCAAUAUGAGUCGGAAGGAUAUUGAGCUCUACCAAAAAAUGCCUUCGGACAUGCUGCGGAUAGCACCAGUGUUGAUAUUGUCCGCCAUACCCUUUGGGAACUAUGUUAUAUUUCCUUUAGCCUUCCUCAAACCACGGACACUUCUCUGCUCACACUUCUGGUCGAUACAGCAGCGCUCAGAAUUCACAACACUAGAGCUGACCGAACGACUCCGAAACAACAAGCCUGUAUUCAGAGCACUGCAGGCAAAAUUGGACUCUAUCGCUGACAGCGAUUUGAAGGAUAAAUGGGCGAGAGUUAUUGGGCUGUUAGGGUCCGGAGUCCAUCCGUCGGUGCUGGAGAUACUGGCUUGUAAGCAACUGUUUGCAAAGGAGCCUUAUAGUCUGAAUCAUUUGACCUAUACACACACAGGCCACCUUCUAAGAAUGUACGGCAUAAGACGCGGUAUAUUCCGGGUCUCCAAACUCAAGCACAAAGCAUUCAUGCUGCUCCAGUUAGACCGAGCGAUCCUCCGCGAAGGAGGCGUCAACGAGCUAUCAACCGAGUCCUUAAGAUACGCCUGCCACUUGCGGGGCCUUAACAGCAGCCAUUUGACCAACAAAGACAUGAGGAAGUGGCUAGAGAAGUGGCUGUCGAUAUCGCAACAUGUCGAUAAAAGUACUUAUUCGCUGCUGCUGCACAGUCCUAUAUUUUUAGCCUAUAACCAUCCACAGAAUUGGAUGUUGAUAUACUAGUGGUCUUAGCUUCGUAGCCGGGCUACCUGCCAGUAUUCUUUAAUCUCGCGAGCCACGGCUAACUCAAUACAGGGCCGCCCCACAUUUAGCGUCUUUCAAGAGUCGGCGUCUACAACUAUAUGCCCGCUGCUCGAAGCAACGUCGACGCAACUGCGCAGCGACGUCAUUUUCCAUAGCGCUGACCAGACGCCGAUGCUCGAAAGUGUAGCAUACAUAACUAGUGAUCACAUUGGGGCAUGUUUACACAUGGCUUAAUGGUGUUUAUUGUGAUCAUAAAUUUGCUACACGAGUUACAUUCUGCAAGAUGUAAACAUGCCCCAAUGUCAACACUUGCUAUAUUAUGCAAUACUUAUUUAGAUUAUUCAGAAUUUAUGAGACUAAAGUGACGUUUUCUGAAGUUUAUUUAAUGAGAAUAUAAUAGUAUUAUAAAGUUGAUUUUCAUUAGUUUUCACACAAAUGUUAGUUUAAAUUGCCCAGUUUUAUGUUUGAAUGUAUAUUUGUAAACAAUUACAUUUUUUAUUAAACUAGGCAUGAGCCUAUAAUAUCCGUAUAUCGAUAAAGGGUUGCUCUGUAAAAGCGCCCACUGAUUAACAGUCCGCCGGACGGUAUCGGCCUGCCAGUUGUUUGGAACUGUCAAAAUUUUGUUCUAACUGACAGGCCGAUACCGUCCGGCGGACUGUUAAUCAGUGGGCCACUUAAGUUUAGUUAUAUAUAGUAUUUAUACAUGGUAUAAUAAUAUACUCCGCCUGGUACUCUCUUCCCGUCUUUUCGUGGUCACGUGACUGACACAAGCCUACGUCAUCAUGCGACAGCGCUAUAUGAUAAUAUGCGAUAGCGCUAUAUACACGGUGUAACAUGACGAAACCAAAUAAUUUUAACAGCGUAUUCCUGAUCAUAUUUAGAGACAAAAAUGUCCUAUAAACUUUUUUGAAAUUCGACUAGUUUCAGAGAUAAUAUUAUUUUUUUAAAAAUCAAGUUUUUAUUUUUACAUAGUGUAAAAGGCCUUUUUGAGGGUGAUGUUGCUGCUAUGGGACGUAGUCUAAAUAUCCUUAUUUAUAGAUGUCAAAAAGUGACAAGUAACACUUUACAAAAAAAUCAAUUUUAAGUGACAAGUUGACCAAUAACAUUUAUUUUUUAUGUACAAAUACAUUCAAGAAAUGUAAAAAACAAAACAAAAUCAUUUUUUUUUGGCGGAAUUGACCUAAACUCAUAUUACAUUUUUUCCUUCCUUUGACCUCAGAAAUGCGUGGUUAAAGUUAUUCGGUUUCCUCAUGUUACACCGUGUACAGUGGCCAUGUUAUUGUGACGUAGGCUUGUGUCACUCUGGGAAGAGAAGACCAUGUUUUAUUAGACCAUGGUAUUUUAUACAGGGUAAUAUUUGGACCAUUAGCCAUAUUGUGCGAGGUGAUUAGGUAGGUAGUAGUAAUCACUUUAUUGUAGUAGUAAUCACUUUAUUGUACACAGCACAGGUUUACAACAAUAAUUACAGUAAUGGAAGUACAAAGGCGAACUUAUCCCUAUAAGGGAUCUCUUCCAGCUAACCUUCGAUUAGAUAAGAGGAAAACUCCAGUCAGGUCAGAUAGACAAACUUACGGGAUGUACAGUAAUAUUUAGACAAAGUAAACUAAUGUAUUGUCAACUCAUAAAAUACAUAAAUAAUAUUAUCGAAUAAAAUACAUACUAGCAUACAUACAAUACAACACAAUAUAUAUAUAUAUAUAUAUAUAUAUACAAGUUUAAAGUAGAAAUAAAGGUUAGUACUUAACCAGAUCACGCUGAUUGGAAAGCCAAAGCUUCUUCAGAUUAGCCUUGAGUGACGCCACAGACUGGGACCGCUUGAGCGACAGGGGCAACUCGUUCCAAAACUUCACAGCGCGCACCGUAAAAGAAUUUGCAUAUGUUCGCGUCUUAUUAGGCGGAAUAGUAAGCGUGAGAUUACAGCUAGAUCGUAAACGGUAGGCCAUACUGAACAACUUUUUCUACGGGACCAACUCCGAAAUCACAAAAAAUUUUUUGGCCGUCAUACAUUUUGGUCGAGUGGAUGUCGACGUUUUCUAUGGGAAGGCCAAUUUUUUUUGGGAUAUCGGGGUUGGUCCCAUAGUAAAAGUUGUUCAGUAUGACCUACCUAAUCACCUCGCGCAAUAUGGCUAAUGGUCCAAAAAGAACCCUAUAUUGUGAUUUGCAAUAACUAAUUUAUUUGUUGGUUCGAAACCACUAACCACUCUAAAGAGUUGCUGUUAUUGAAAUAAAUAUGUUAAAUUCA